AUGCCCGUUGUGAUGGCCGCCGUUCACUUCCACCGAGGCGGCCGUCGUCCGAUGGUGCAGCGUGCGUGGCGUGGGCGUGGUGGUGUUGGUGGUGGGGGCGGGCGGCGGCGACGAGGGCUGACUCCCACCGUUCGCGUCCGGCACCUCUUGCGUGGUGAUGUGGGGGAUCUGGUGCUUCACCGUGUCCGUGUCCGAAAUCAGCCUGAAGAAAUGCGGAGGGAUUAG
Messenger RNA from Bursaphelenchus xylophilus (pine wood nematode), 225 nucleotides. The record is from the annotation of a GenBank genome assembly. NCBI's taxonomy places the organism in Eukaryota, Metazoa, Nematoda, Chromadorea, Rhabditida, Aphelenchoididae.